CAUAAACAUUCAGAAAGCUGCACUACAGCACCACUGGAGCUGCAGCUGGUCCAGCUGCUGUCUGUCUGUCUGUGUGUGUCUGUGCCUUUUCGGCAGAUAAAUGAGCUCAACCAGGGGGGUAAAGUAAAGUAAAAGCGACUCACUCAGUCUUUUGUUCCAUUUUUGUUGCCGUGUCUUUCUUUUGCCCAAGUUAAGCUAACCAGGCUAGCUGUGGCUAGCAUGCUACAGUGACUUCUCCUCCACACGAAGAAGAAGAGGAAGAGGAAGAAGAAGAAGAAGAAGAAGAGGAAGAAGACACUGAUAAUGUGUCCUGAUGAUGGCAUCAUCUUCUGCUAUUGAAAACACAGCAUGGCGUGAAGGAGACAGGUGUCUGGCUCCUGACCCCAGAGAUGGCACUCUGCGAGAAACCACCAUUAAGAGACUGAUCUCCACCUCUCAUCAUAAUAAUGAUACAGCAUGGGUGGUAUUCACUGACCAUAAUAAAGAUGCAGAAGAGGAAGAAGAAGAAGAAGAAGAGGAGGAAGCCGUACCUGUCUCGAAACUCAUGAGACCAGGCUCGAAUCACUUCACCCAGGAGAAACCUUUGUUUCCCAGCAGUGUCACAGACGCCAGGCUGUGUGUCCCCUUAGAGCUGAGUGAUGUUGAUGGGGACAGAGUCCCCUACACCAUCAACAGAUACCUGAGGGAUUACCAGAGAGAAGGUAUCAGGUUCAUUUACAACAACUAUAUCCGCUCCAGAGGUUGUAUCCUGGGGGACGACAUGGGCCUGGGAAAAACUGUACAGGUCAUUGGUUUCCUUGCUGCUGUGUUGCACAAAACAGGCACAUGGGAGGAUAUCAAGAACAACAUGCCUCAGUUUCUGCAGAGUCAGAUGACCUCCAAGCAAAGUAAACCCAACAAAGUGUUCCUCAUCGUGGCCCCACUGUCAGUGCUUUAUAACUGGAAAGAUGAGCUGGACACGUGGGGUCACUUCCAAUGUGUGGUGGUCCACGGGCUGAGGAAAGAGGAGGAGCUGACUCGCAUCAGGAAGGGACGCAUCGAGAUCGCUCUCACUACUUAUGAGACUUUGCGCCUUUGUCUGGAUCAGUUUAAUAACAUAGACUGGUCUGCUGUGGUUGUGGAUGAGGCCCAUAAGAUAAAAAAUCCAAACUCUCAGAUCACUCAGGCCAUGAAGGAUCUGAAAUGUAAGAUCAGAGUUGGCCUCACUGGCACUGUCUUACAGAACAACCUUGAGGAGCUGUGGUGUGUCAUGGACUGGGCAAUACCCGGUUGUCUCGGCAACUCGGGACAUUUCAAGAACAAGUUUUCAGAUCCGAUUGAGCAAGGGCAGAGGCACAGUGCAACCAAACGUGCCCUAGCUACCGGGAGGAAGACUGUCAGAGCCCUUGUGAGGAAGAUUUCCCACUGGUUCCUCAGAAGGACUAAAGCUCUCAUCAAGGAACAACUGCCUAAAAAGGAUGACAGGGUGGUGUAUUGCUCUCUGACAGACUUUCAGCAGACUGUGUAUCAGACGGUGCUGGACUCUGAAGAUGUGACAUUAAUGCUGAGAACUUCAGAAAAAUGUGACUGUCGAAGUGGAAAGACCCGCGGGCGCUGCUGCUAUGAAAAAAACUCAGAAGGUGCGCCAAUGAAGACGCUGUACUUUAGUUACCUGGCCAUAUUGAGGAAGGUUGCCAACCAUGCAGCGCUGCUUCAGUCCACUGCAGGCACCAGCAAGAAACAGGAAAAGUAUGUGGGUGGCAUCUGUGCGAAAGUAUUCCAAAAGUUUCCAGACUUUGUCCAGAGAUGCAAAGAUGCAGCAUUUGAGGCCUUGUCGGACCCGAUGUACAGCGGAAAGAUGAAGGUGUUGCAGAAGCUGCUGAAAUAUUACAUGCAAAGGAGAGAUAAAGUACUUCUUUUCUCUCUCUCAACCAAGCUGUUAGAUGUGCUGGAGAGCUACUGCAUGGCCGAGGGGCUGGACUACAGCAGGUUGGACGGAACCACCAAAGCCAAAGAGAGAGUUCAGAUUGUCAAAAAGUUCAACAACUCCUCUCACAUCAACCUCUGCCUGGUUUCCACCAUGGCGGGCGGUCUUGGUCUUAACUUUGUAGGGGCCAAUGUGGUAGUGCUCUUUGACCCCACAUGGAACCCAGCCAAUGACCUCCAAGCUAUUGACAGGGCGUAUCGUAUUGGCCAGUGCCGGGAUGUGACUGUUCUUAGACUGAUCUCAUUGGGGACUGUAGAGGAGGUGAUCUACCUCAGACAAAUUUACAAACAGCAAUUGCAGUCGUCAGUUAUGGGCAAGGAGAGCGCACGGCGGUACUUUGAGGCAGUGCAGGGGCAUGUUGUCCAUAAGGGGGAGCUGUUUGGGAUCAAAAACCUCUUCAGGCUGCAGACCCAAGGGACAUGCCUCACCCGCGAUAUACUAGAGCGAGAAGGCCGAGUGGAGGCCGGUGUGAUGACCAGCAACACACACACAGGGGAAGAGAAGGAGGAGGAGACGAAGGGAGUUAGCACACCUGGAGACUGUCCGCCAACAGACGGCCCUGUACCAAAUGACGAACCAGCCAAGGAGAACAGAGGUGCAUCAAAGGUCCCCAGAGGGGUGUUGGACUUCAGCAGUGGAAGUGAAGAGGAUGAGGAGGAGCAGGGUCUUAAGAGGAAGGCGUCAAACCUCAGUGCAGUGGACGGCAGCAGGGGUGGGAGUGCUGCCACCGGUCCUGGUCGAAUGAGUCUCCUCCAGCACGGUUUCUCAAGGCUCCUUGAAAGGGUCAAAGGACAACCAGAGUUGGCAGAAGGGGACAGUAGUACGGGUGUCGAAGGAAGCCCGUCUGAGGAAGAUGAUGAGGAUCAAAAGAUGGAGGGUACCUCCUCUGGCGUUUACAAGAGCUCCAAUACAGGAAAUGGUGCAGUCUGUCUCCCUAAAUUGGGAACGAAAACGUGGGACAACUCCAGCGGUUCAGACGGGGAAAAUGGAGAUGAGGGGAGACAAAAGAGGGCUUCUCUGUUGAAACAGAGUGAUGAUGCUGUAAGAAAGAGACAAGGCUUGAAAGGGUGGACAAAUAAGAAAAUCACAGUGGAUGAGGAGAAUGAUGACAGUUCCUCACCAGAUAAAAAGAAACCCAACAAGCUCAAAACUCCAGUUCAAAAAGUGCGCCGCUUUGAUGGUUACUCAGAUGAAUCGGAUGACUUGGACAUAGAGGCAAAGACGUGGGCCAAGAGGGACGCUUUAAGUUCACAUGGUAGAGGAAGGCUAGACCGCAACAGAAAGAGGCAGAGUGCUAGUGUUAGGGGCAAGGCCAGAUCCAAAUACACAGACGACAUAGAGACAUUCACAUCUUCAGAAGAUGAACACACGCCUGUUAAGAAAGGGAGAUCUACAGGAUGCCAUUUCACAUCUACGCAGACAGAAAGAUCCGGAGUUAAGUUGCCAAAAGACGAGCAAAGAGCUACAACAACCGACAGGACAGAGAGACGAGCAGGGACGCCCAAAGCUGUUUCAUUUACUAGUCUAAAAAGUCAGACUUCCCCGGCGUCCAAAGGAAAGGGUGGAACUAUCGACAGUGUGCUAGGGGGUGUACAUGAGGUGAUGUAUACCCACUCUAACCAGCGCGUGGUGGGCGGGAGCAAAGCAGAGGAGAGGAUCAGUAGAGCUGCUGUACGAGACGUGUUCGAGCGCAAGAUGUACUCUCAGCUCCCGGCCAAUCACCUUCUGGGCACCCAGGAGAGCCUGUCAGCGAGCGAACCAGACAGUCAGCCUGGCCCCUCUACUGUCAGACCGGAGACACCCAGCGUGGACCAUCCAGUCACCUUCACCAAGAAGAGCGUGCACCACACCAGACACACCACCUUCAUCAUUGGGGAGACUCCCCAGGCCAUACGCAGGCAGCAGCUGGAGGAAAUGGCAGAAAAAUUCAAAUUUCCCUCAGUCCAUCAGUUCGCAGUGGAAAUUGUGAGAGGAAACUCAACCCAGAGGCUGGCCUGGCUACGACAGUAUUACACUUCACUGAACCACCCUGACCUGGCCAACACAGUCGCAAACAACUUCCCACAACCCGAUUCAGCACAGACCUCCUCUUCAACUGCUACCUCCCCAACAUCCACCAAAACAGCCGCAAAAUCUCACACACAUGCCAGAACCUCACAAAAGGAUGUUGUAAAAGCCAAGAGAAAACCUAAAUACACUCAGAAGAGUCCUGAACCUAAAACUAAGCCUGAAACCCCACAAUGCAACGUUUCUGUGCAACAGAAAAAGUCUAGACACCCACAAAAUGACGUUCCCGAACCCCAGACAAAGCAUAGAAACCCACUAAAUGAUGUUCCAUCACCCGAGAAAAAGCAAAAGAAUGUCCUAGAACCUCUAAGACUUGAGUCAGAGGAGCAGGAGGAGACGGUCUGCAAUGCCAGAGGACAUAAGAGGACAAAGAGGGGUAGUGUUUCUAGUCCUGGAGCCCUCAGAGCUGGUGGUGGUCUUGGCUUGGAUCGGGCCAGCAGCAGUGGUCUGGGGUCUGGGGAGGCUGCUGCUUUCCAGAGCUGCACAGACAGACGUAUCCCUUCUUCUCCGGACCUCAGCCAUGGCAGGUCCACCACGUUAUCCAAACCCGCAGCGAAGGGAAGGGAGCAAGAGCGAAAAUCAUCUCCCAGGAGGACCGGUGAAACUUUUCAAGGCCAGAGGGAAAGUCCUCAGACUUCUUCUCCUCCUGAGAAGGCCACAUCCACUUCCCGUCGUCGUUCCCUCCUCACAGAUCUGAUUGGAGACACCUCGAUCCUCGACGAUUUGUUAAAACCCAAACCCAAGGGUGCACAGCAGAUGGGCGCCCCAAAAACACCCCCUGCACUCCCCUCCGUGGCAGUAAGCACACGUCUCACUACACCUUCUCCGUCCAGAAUCGGUCUCAAUACUGAUUCUGGUUCAGCAGGCCUCAUAGACUCUCUGUCCUUUCCAAACUCAAACAAACCAUCAAAACAUCAGCUGGCACCAAAGGGCAGUCGCAAAGACUUCUGGGACAUCCUGAAUGAAGGUAAUGAGGAGAGCAUCAACAGGUUAACAGACCCGGCAGAAGUGCAGAGGGUUUGCGUCAACACUAACUUUGCAGCUAGAGGUAGGUCUGGAGGAGAGGAGGAGAGCAAGAGUCUCUGGAAGACUAAUGACAAGUUCCUGUGGAAAUAAUAUAACAGAGACAAUUAGAGAGUGUUAAAGGUUUAUUAUUUUUCUCUUCUGUACUUUCUACUUUUGCAAUCCUAAAGGAGAUUUAUAUAUUAAAAAAAAUCCUAACUGGAUAUCUAAGGCAGGUUUUCCUGCCUCCGAUUUUCUUAACAGAUUUUAUUUAUUAUUUUAAAAUGUCAUAAUUUGUACCUUUUUAGAAUGUCUUUUUUUAUCUACUUUGAUUAUUUGAAAAUGUUAAUUGUUCAUUGUAUUAGUGAGUUACAAGCAUAAUGCUGACUGUUACUUGAGUUAACAGGUUGUUGAUCACUCUGGGAAUUUAAACCUUUGUAUAUUUUAUUGAAGUUAUUGCCCCGUUUAUUGUUUUAUUU
Sebastes umbrosus (honeycomb rockfish) is the source of this 5514-nucleotide messenger RNA. RefSeq names its product excision repair cross-complementation group 6-like 2 (gene ercc6l2). Gene Ontology annotation, molecular function: ATP-dependent chromatin remodeler activity; ATP binding. NCBI's taxonomy places the organism in Eukaryota, Metazoa, Chordata, Actinopteri, Perciformes, Sebastidae. The transcript has 20 exons. The coding region runs from base 314 to 5149 and encodes 1611 amino acids. The record is from RefSeq and is a predicted model, not a curated record.